UUUCUUGUAUGAAGUUAUAAGUGUCACUUGAAUUAUUGUUGUUUCAAAUGUCAAAUGUAAUUUAUCAAAACAAAGUUAAAAUUUAGAUUGGAAGGAAUGAGAAACGUGGAUGUGAUGGCAAAAACACAUUCUAACCGUGAUGGGAAUCCUUGUUUACCAAAAACAGUUUCCGAUGAGUACCAAACGUACGAGCCCUUAAAGCCAACUUACUUGGCAAGAUCGAACGGCAGUUAUGAUACCCUGCAAAACGUUCAAAAUGCUAACAAAAAUCUUAAAAACAAGCUCAGUAGAAACAGAGAACAAGGGGAUUUUAACAUGGAGCUCAAAGAAAUUUAUGAAAGAUUUACUAGUGAACGUUGUCUUAAUCAAAACAUUUAUGAUUCAACACAUAAAGACACAGCAUGUGUAUCAGGGAAUUUGGUGAAUUCAACGCCGACAUUGGGAAUAUGCUACGAUCAAAAUUAUUCUUAUUGUUAUACUAACACAUCAGAAGUUGAACAAGAAAAUCAUUACAGCGAAUUACAAACAGACAAUUCUGGCAGCUCUGACUUAUAUAAAAUUGCCGAUGGAAAGCAACUGAACUUAACUCAUUGCACUAUACCAAGAAAACAUUUGACUAGCAAUGAUGAAAAGCAGACAACUAUCGUAGGUCAGCGAGGAAAACGAUGUGUGUGUUUUGUAAUUGGUUUUCUUUUGGGAGGUGUCAUAGCAGGUGUGGCUGUUUUUCUGUUGCUGGAUUAUAAUUCUCAAGAUCCCGAAAAGUACAACAUUCAGGCACAGGUCUCAAAUACCAUAUCGGAAUGUGAAUUGGACACAUGGUCUUCUUGGACAGAUUGCAGUGUUUCGUGUGGAAACGGUAUACAAUAUAGAGAAAUACAACAAAAUGGAACAUUACAGAGAUGUAACCAUAACGCUGAUAAUGAUACAAGAACAUGCACAAAUAAUCAUUGCCAAGGUAGAAGAGAAUUGUUAGACAUGAGAUUCGACCCAUUUACUCUUAAUGCUAACCGGUAUUUAUCGAGAGACAAUUCAAUUCUGAGCAGCCAGAGGUCCAAUCAAACAGCCAUAGGAUCCCCUGGUAGUGGGGCACUGCAAAAGUAUAGUGGAGUCAUCGCAGACCAGUGUUUCGGAAACAGAAAGAAAAUAUAUUACCGUGUUUUAUAUAGCUAUACUUUGAAAACUGUUUUGUCUUACACUAAUCUUAUUUUAGAAGUAGGUCUUUCGCAGCGUGACGAAAUUGAUCAGUCUGAUUUUGUUGGAAAUGUACAGAAAAGGGGUUGGUCAUUUGCUCUUGCAAGAUGCGGAACUUCAAACAAUAUUUGUUUGAGGGCAAAACAUCUAAGAACAUUAAAAAUUAACGAUUUGUUUAGUGGCAACAGUGUAGGUUUGCAGAAAAAUGGUACAUUUGAGUUACUUUUAGACAGACAGAACAAUAAGUUUUCGUUGAAAAUUUCAAAUACACAAAAACCUGUUAUUUCAUUUGAAAAUGUUGCCUCGAGCAAAGAACUUUGUCCCGUAUUCGGAGUUCAUAAUAUACAAAAAGUUAAUGUUCAACUGAAGAUCUUGGAGAGUAGAGAUGUUACACAAGAAUCGUUUGAAUUAUAAAAAACAAUUUUUUAUCUGUUUGUUGUUGUAGAAAAUGAAAUAAAAAAUAAAGAACCAUUCAAGAUAGAUGAAAAGAUCAAUAGACAGAUAAUUAUAUUUAUAUAGACAUACAUGUAUAUAGAUGAAUAUAUAAAUAGAUAACUAAUAUAAAAUCCAUUGAUAUUU
Messenger RNA from Mytilus californianus (California mussel), 1770 nucleotides. RefSeq lists its product as uncharacterized. The record is from RefSeq and is a predicted model, not a curated record. Lineage: Eukaryota; Metazoa; Mollusca; Bivalvia; Mytilida; Mytilidae. The coding region runs from base 97 to 1605 and encodes 502 amino acids. The transcript has 3 exons.